Messenger RNA from Manis pentadactyla (Chinese pangolin), 6771 nucleotides. It is a transcript of the gene TNR, whose product is annotated as tenascin R. The transcript has 23 exons. Gene Ontology annotation, molecular function: protein binding. NCBI's taxonomy places the organism in Eukaryota, Metazoa, Chordata, Mammalia, Pholidota, Manidae. The record is from RefSeq and is a predicted model, not a curated record. The coding region runs from base 587 to 4660 and encodes 1357 amino acids.
AAGAGAGAGCGCGUGAGAGACAGCAAAGCAGCCCCAGGCUUCCUCCUCUCUUUCACGUCAGAGGCAGGAACCGACUGUGCUAACGCUGUUGACUCAACACGCAGAGACGGAGAAAGGAGCAGACACAGUGAGAGGAGAGGGGCUCCCCUGACCCAGGGAAUUAUCACUAGUGGAGUAAAGCCACCUGACUUUUUGAUCUUAUUUCGGUUGCCUCCUUUUCUCCUUCCACUCCAGCCCUGCCAGCUGGGGUUUCAUUUCUUCCGUGGAGCCUCUUCUCUUCCUCCCAGAAAAGGAGGAAGGGAUAAGAAGGGAGAGAGGUGGGUUCUCUAGGUGAGCGCAGUAGCUUGGCUCCAGCCCGCACAGACGAGAAUCCUCUUCGCAGGAAGCUUCUCACACUCCCCUGCCGCCCACCCCCAGUCCGGGUGGCUGCGUCACUGGAACUGUGCAGAGACCAGGUCUCCUUUAGAGUUAGGAUUAAAGAACGUGGGAGAAAGAGAAAACCCUGAAGACACCAUCACUUAAGGUUCCCACAACUCCAUGCUGUGCGCUACAAACUGGUCUUGAACCCAGAGCCCUGGCUGAGAGGAUGGGGGCAGACGGGGAAACGGUGGUCCUGAAGAACGUGCUCAUAGGUGUCAACCUGAUCCUUCUGGGCUCCAUGCUCAAGCCCACUGAGUGCCAGCUGGAAGUCACCACGGAGAGGGCCCAGAGACAGACAGUGGAGGACAGGAGUGUGACCAAGUCCAACACAUCCGACGAUCAGCAGCCUAUGCUCUUCCGCCACGUGUACAACAUUAAUGUGCCCCCGGACAGCCUCUGCUCCUCGGGGCUCGAGGCCUCCGCUGAGCAGGAGGUGAGCGCCGAAGACGAGGCGCUGGCAGAGUACCUGGGCCAGACCUCAGACCACGAGAGCCAGGUCACCUUCACCCACAGGAUCAACCUCCCCAAAAAGGCCUGCCCCUGUGCCGGCUCGGCCCAGCUGCUGCAGGUGCUGCUGAGCCGGAUUGAGAUGCUGGAGAGGGAGGUGUCAGUGCUGCGGGACCAGUGCAACAGCCGCUGCUGCCAGGAGGGCGCUGCCACAGGACAGCUGGACUAUAUCCCUCACUGCAGUGGCCAUGGCAACUUUAGCCUCGAGUCCUGUGGCUGCAUCUGUCACGAAGGCUGGUUUGGCAAGAACUGCUCAGAGCCCUACUGCCCCCUGGGCUGUUCCAGUCGGGGUGUGUGUGUGGACGGCCAGUGCAUCUGUGACAGUGAAUACAGCGGGGAUGACUGCUCUGAACUCCGGUGCACCACAGACUGCAGCUCCCGGGGGCUCUGCGUGGACGGGGAGUGUGUCUGCGAAGAGGCCUACACGGGCGAGGACUGCAGUGAGCUGAGGUGCCCUGGGGACUGUUCAGGGAAGGGGCAAUGUGCCAAUGGUACCUGCCUCUGCCAGGAGGGCUACGUUGGUGAGGACUGCAGCCAGCAGCAGUGUCUGAAUGCCUGCAGUGGGCGAGGACACUGCCAGGAGGGGCUCUGCCUCUGUGAAGAGGGCUACCAGGGCCCUGACUGCUCGGCAGUUGCCCCUCCAGAGGACUUGCGAGUGGCUGGUAUCAGCGACAGGUCCAUUGAGCUGGAAUGGGACGGGCCGAUGGCAGUGACGGAAUAUGUGAUCUCUUACCAGCCGACGGCCCUGGGGGGCCUCCAGCUCCAGCAGUGGGUGCCUGGAGAUUGGAGUGGUGUCACCAUCACGGAGCUGGAGCCAGGUCUCACCUACAACAUCAGCGUCUACGCUGUCAUUAGCAACAUCCUCAGCCUUCCCAUCACUGCCAAGGUGGCCACCCAUCUCUCCACUCCUCAAGGGCUGCAAUUCAAGACGAUCACAGAGACCACCGUGGAGGUGCAAUGGCAGCCCUUCUCAUUCUCCUUCGAUGGCUGGGAGAUCAGCUUCAUCCCAAAGAACAACGAAGGAGGGGUGAUCGCUCAGCUCCCCAGUGAUGUUACAUCUUUCAAUCAGACAGGACUAAAGCCUGGGGAGGAAUACAUUGUCAAUGUGGUGGCUCUGAAAGAGCAAGCCCGGAGCCCACCCACCUCGGCCAUCGUCUCCACCGUCAUUGAUGGGCCCACUCAGAUCCUGGUUCGAGAUGUCUCUGACACUGUGGCCUUUGUGGAGUGGACCCCACCUCGAGCCAAAGUCGAUUUCAUUCUCCUGAAGUAUGGUUUGGUGGGUGGGGAAGGCGGCAAGACCACCUUCCGGCUGCAGCCUCCCCUGAGCCAGUACUCAGUGCAGGCACUGCGGCCCGGCUCCCAGUACGAGGUGUGGGUGAGCGCUGUCCGUGGGACCAACGAGAGCCAGCCCACCACCACCCAGUUCACAACAGAGAUUGACGCUCCCAAGAACCUGCGGGUUGGUUCCCACACAGCAACCAGCCUUGAUCUUGAGUGGGACAACAGUGAAGCCGAGGUGCAGGAGUACAAGGUUGUGUACAGCACCCUGGCAGGUGAGCAGUACCAUGAGCUGCUGGUGUCCAAGAGUUUCGGUCCAACCACCAGAACCACCCUCACAGAUCUGGUGCCUGGCACUGAGUAUGGAGUUGGAAUAUGUGCUGUCAUGAACUUACAACAAAGCAUCCCAGCUACUAUGAAUGCCAGGACUGAACUUGACAGUCCCCGAGACCUCAUGGUGACAGCCUCCUCAGAGACCUCCAUCUCCCUCAUCUGGACCAAGGCCAGUGGCCCCAUCGACCACUACCGAAUUACCUUUACCCCGUCCUCUGGCGUUGCCUCAGAAGUCACUGUGCCCAAGGACAGGACCUCGCACACACUGACAGAUCUAGAGCCCGGGGCAGAGUACAUCAUUUCAAUCACCGCUGAGAGGGGUCGGCAACAGAGCUUCGAGUCCACUGUGGAUGCCUUCACAGGCUUCCGCUCCAUCUCCCAUUUGCACUUUUCUCACGUGACCUCCUCCAGUGUGAACAUCACCUGGAGUGACCCAUCCCCCCCAGCAGACAGACUUAUCGUGAACUACAGCCCCCGGGAUGAAGAGGAAGAGAUGAUGGAGGUCUCUCUGGAUGCCACCAAGAGGCAUGUUGUCCUGAUGGGCCUGCAGCCAGCCACUGAAUAUAUCGUGAACCUGGUGGCAGUCCAUGGCACAGUGACAUCUGAGCCCAUCGUGGGCUCCAUCACCACAGGAAUCGAUCCUCCCAAAGACAUCACUAUUAGCAAUGUGACCAAGGACUCAGUUGUGGUCUCCUGGAGCCCUCCUGCUGCAUCUUUUGAUUACUACCGAGUUUCAUAUCGGCCAACACAAGUGGGACGGCUGGACAGCUCAGUGGUGCCCAACACUGUGACGGAAUUCACCAUCACCAAGCUGUACCCAGCUACUGAAUAUGAAAUCAGCCUCAACAGCGUGCGGGGACGGGAGGAGAGUGAGCGCAUCUGCACCCUCAUUCACACAGCCAUGGACAGCCCUGUGGGUCUGACUGCCACCAGCGUCACCCCGACAGGAGCUCUGCUGCAGUGGAAAGCACCGGCGGGGGAGGUGGAGAGCUACGUCCUUGUUCUCACACACUUUGCAGUCACUGGAGAGACCAUCCUGGUUGAUGGGGACAGUGAGGAAUUCCAGCUUGUUGACCUGCUUCCUAGCACCCACUAUACUGUCUCUAUGUAUGCCACCAAUGGGCCUCUCACCAGUGGCUCCGUCAGCACCAACUUCUCUACCCUCUUGGACCCUCCUGCAAACCUGACAGCCAGUGAGGUCACCAGACAAGGUGCCCUGAUCUCCUGGCAGCCUCCCAGAGCAGAGAUCGAGAACUAUGUCUUGACCUACAAAUCCACUGAUGGAAGCCGCAAGGAGCUGAUUGUGGAUGCAGAGGACACGUGGAUCCGACUGGAGGGCCUGUCCGAGAGCACAGACUACACUGUGGUCCUGCAGGCGGCCCAGGACACUUCUCGGAGCAGCAUCACCUCCACCACAUUUGCCACAGGGGGCCGAGUGUUCCCUCAUCCUCAAGACUGUGCCCAGCAUUUGAUGAAUGGAGACACUCUGAGUGGGGUUUAUACCAUCUUUCUCAAGGGAGAGCUAAGCCAAAAGUUACAGGUGUACUGCGACAUGGCCACGGAUGGGGGAGGCUGGAUUGUAUUCCAGAGACGGCAGAAUGGCCAAACGGAUUUUUUCCGGAAAUGGGCUGAGUACCGCGUUGGCUUUGGGAACCUGGAGGAUGAGUUUUGGCUGGGGCUAGACGACAUACACCGGAUCACGUCCCAGGGCCGCUACGAGCUGCGCGUGGACAUGCGCGACGGCCAGGAGGCUGCCUUCGCCCACUACGACAAGUUCUCUGUGGAGGACAGCAGAAGCCUGUACAAACUCCACAUAGGGGCUUACAACGGCACUGCAGGGGACUCCCUCAGCUACCAUCAGGGACGGCCUUUCUCCACAGAGGACAGAGACAACGAUGUUGCGGUUACCAACUGUGCCAUGUCAUAUAAGGGAGCCUGGUGGUAUAAGAACUGCCACCGGACCAACCUCAACGGGAAAUAUGGAGAGUCCAGGCACAGCCAGGGGAUCAACUGGUACCAUUGGAAAGGCCACGAGUUUUCCAUCCCCUUUGUGGAAAUGAAGAUGCGGCCCUAUAACCACCGUCUCAUGGCCGGGAGGAAGCGGCGGUCCUCGCAGUUCUGAGCAAUGGACAGCCGCAAGCCAACUGACCUUUUCUGUCAUUUGUAUUUUAUAACAUGAAACAGGGGGUGGGGGGUAAGAGUAAUGUGCUUUGCAACAUAUUAAGAGUGUCUGAAGGAAGCAGGAUGUAGCAGGAAUUCGCUGAGAGUCAUCUGCUCGUGGUUUCUGCUGCCGCAGGGCCUGACCCUUGGUCUCCAUUCUCCCUCCUAUCCCGUCUUCCUUAACCUUCCCUUCUUUUCCCCACCAAGCAGGAGAAGUGGGAAGUUUUUGUAAAAGACCCAUUCAAAGGUAAGCCCCGGAGUGAUACUGUUCUGGCCGCAGGCCUUGUCCUGCCCUCCUCCUCAACUGCCCGUCCCUGUCAGGCAGUACUGCCGGCGUCACUGUCUUCGACGACCAGUUUCUCACACUAGCCUGGGGAAGAAGCCUCAUCAGAAGAGCUUUGCCAACAACUCCCCUUCAGAGGAAACAGAUCACCCCAUUCCAACAGCCCAGGUCCUUUUUAACGGGCGAAAGAUUCUCAUCUUCUGAUGCUCUUUCCAGCUGAGUGUCCUGUGUUACCUUUGAAGAGUGGUGGCCUCCUUUCCAGCCCCAACUCAUCCUGUGCUGACUUCCUUCCUACCCUGAGGCCCCCGUGGCCCCACAUGCCCAGCCAUUGCUCUGGACUCUGGUUCCCAAAGUGUUGCCCAUCCCUGGCCCCUCCCUCGGGUCAGACAGACAGCAACUUUCUUUGGGAAUGGGAGGGGGAGAUGGUUGUGGGUUUUAGCUCUUUUGGAUCAGGACACCUGCCAUUGAGAUCAUAGGUUCCAUGGGGACACAGAUCUUACCUAGCCCUGUUUGCUCUGUUUGUGGUCCUAUUGGUUGUGGAUUUUUUUUCUUUCCUGAAUUGCAAACUGAAGGCCUCAUUUGUGUCUUCAGCCAGGCUCUCCUUAAGGUGGGUGGCUUAAUAAGAAUCAGAAGAAGUUAUGUGACCAGCCAGCCAUUCCUCUGACUGACAACCCGUGAGAAGAGGUGGAUUUGGGGGGUCUGGGUUUCUGGUUUUUUCUCCUUUUUUGGGCCUUUGGGAAACAGGAAUGACCUCUUAAAUGUGGCAAGAUGAUGAGACACCUUUCUCAUCUUCUUUUAUUAUUCUGCCUUUGAGAGGAAAAAUGAAAAAUGCCAGAGGAAAUUGCAUCUAGAAAUCCAGAGGUGAGCAGGGGAGGCCUGUGGGCCUACCUCCCAUUUUAUGACAUGUGCUCUCGUCACUAGCAUGAUUUGAUUUUUAAGCCCAAGAGAGCUGGAGCUCUAGAAGCUGUGACCCUCAACUGCUCCAAAUCAAAUGUCGGCUGGAAGCCGGCCUGCAGCUUUCGCCAAGUCAGUGCCCUGCUUCCCCAGCUGCUUUCUGCCUUCCCUUGCCUUUUCCUCAAAGCCCCAGGUUCAUUUUCUGUAGUGCCCGUUUUCAGACCAACUAGGGCAUCUGAUCUCUUUCUUUCCCAGGUUCUGGAUGAGCCUAAGAGCCGGCAGUUUUCUAAUGGAACAUCCACAACCUCACCAAGCUUGCUAACCAGGAAAGGACAGUCGCUCGAGCUGACGGUCCCACUUCUGAUGUUCUGGGGAUGACAUCAGCGGCCCCUUGCUGUAGGCACUCCCCCUUCUGCAGGUCUCCCAGCCUCGCUCACUGCUGUGGUGUGGGUGUGCUGGACAAACCUGGUGCUGGAAAAUGGAGAUGACAUUUCCAUUUCUCAGUUCACCAUGGGCUUUAAGAAAGCUAGGAAAAGGAGGGAGAAGCAGAAGAGCCCCUUCAAAAUAUCUGUAAAUUAAAGAAGAUUCAGCUAGACAGUGGGACACCAAUGAGUGGUGGAAGCACAUUAACUGAGGGACUAGGGGCUAAGGUAUAGGCCUCCUCUGCAUUUUUGGCUCCAUGGCAGAAGGGCUGUUGUUGACGUCUCUGGGUCUCAGUUUCCUCACCUAUUGAAUGAAAGUUUAAACUUGAAUGGCUUCUAACUGCCCUUUCCAUUUGAAUAGUCAGCAACACUAGCCUCUGAUCUGAAAAUGAGUAGAAAUUGGCAUGGGCGAGAAAGCUUGAUUAAGUAAUGAAAAUUUACCAUAAGCCCUGUUUUAUUAAAAAGAAGGAAAGA